Molecule: messenger RNA, 1024 nt
Organism: Tripterygium wilfordii
Lineage: Eukaryota; Viridiplantae; Streptophyta; Magnoliopsida; Celastrales; Celastraceae
Product: cytochrome c oxidase subunit 6b-1-like
Exons: 5
Coding region: 128-700 (190 amino acids)
Cellular component (GO): mitochondrion; respiratory chain complex IV
Source: RefSeq, a predicted model, not a curated record
UCAAUUUACACCGCAGUCAGAUUGUUCAUCUUAACCUAACCCUCUCGAGCUUCUCUCCCUUCUUAUUCUUGUGUUUGGCCGCCUCCGGGGAAGAUUCUAGCAGAUCGAUAGCUUACAUCGUCCAUCAAUGGCGGAAGCUCAAGCUGUCAAUACCCCAAGCCUUUCCGAGCAAUAUCUCUUGAAGGAAAAAGAGGAGAAACCAGUUGUGGCUACAGAGCCUUCGGAAGAGAAGGAAGCUGAGAUUCCUGUUAGUGCUGCUUCUGAGGAAGUUGCCUCUCAGAAAACUGAGGAAAUACCUGCAGCUGGUGCUGAAGAAAGCACUGAAGUUACACCUGCUGCCUCUGAAGGGAGUGGUGAUGCCAGCCCUCCAACUGAUGGAAGCAGCAUUGAACCUGCUCCACCUGCUGAAGAAAGUAUUGAAAGUACUGAAGAGGAGACCUCAGGCGAUCAAGAAGCUUCUGAAGAGACGCGAGAGAUAAAGCUGGAGACAGCCCCAGGAGAUUUUCGUUUCCCAACUACAAAUCAAACUAGGCACUGCUUUACUCGAUAUAUUGAGUAUCACCGGUGCAUAGCUGCUAAGGGAGAAGGUGCUCCAGAGUGUGAUAAGUUUUCAAAGUAUUAUCGUUCGCUCUGUCCUGGUGAAUGGGUAGAGAGAUGGAAUGAGCAGAGGGAGAACGGCACCUUUCCCGGUCCUCUGUAGAUGGCAUCUGUCUUGGUGAAUGGUUUGUUUCCAGCUGUUAUAAGUGCUGAAUUAAUGAGUCGAAUUUCCUCGAUGAAAAGUGAUUUCUUCGGGAAUGGCAUAUUUAAGUAUGCGAGUUAAUAAGCAAUUUUGAAUUGUUCAUCAGAACCAGUCCAAUUCUGAGUUCAUAGGAUGUAUGCUCAUAUGACAAGGAUAUUGGUCAUCUCUAAGAUGGUAACCCUGUUUUUUCUCGGCACAUUUUUUCUACAUUGCUUCUGUUAAACCACGGAUGACCGGUGAGACUGGGGAAACCUGCCACAUAAUAAAGAGAUACUUUAUAUAGCU